This is a messenger RNA of Schistosoma rodhaini, 795 nucleotides long. Lineage: Eukaryota; Metazoa; Platyhelminthes; Trematoda; Strigeidida; Schistosomatidae. The record is from the annotation of a GenBank genome assembly.
AUGGUUUCUAUUGUUGAAAAUAUUGAAUGGGAAGGAGACAAUGUGCUGAAUGUUAUGAAACAUGUUGGUCGUUUACGUGUUGUAUCAAAAUAUACCAAAAGAGUGUUUACACUUGUUGCAAUACAAAUAUCAAUAGCAUUUGUUGUCAUAAUGCUUUUUUCAAUGCCUUGGAUAGAAUGUCUAAGAAACACGCAACAUAUACCGUACAUUUUUGCUGGUAUAUUUUUUUCGAUUGCAUUUGUGAUACUACUAUUAGUUGUUCUCGUGAAGAAUAUAAGUGAGAAAUAUCCACCGAAUGUCAUGUUUGUAAUUAUUUAUUCUAUUUCCAUGGCAAUAGCAGUAGCAGUUUGGAAUUUACAAUUAAGUAUUCAUUGCAAACUUGCAGUCUUUGGAAUCAGUUUAGUGUUGUUCACAUCUUUAUCACUGAUUGGUGCAGCGAUUAAAACAAAAUUGGUUGAUCAAUCAAUUCGUAUUCUAAUAUCCUUUUUCGUUAUAUCUAUUGUAAUUUUGGUAGUCGGGUUUUUGCUCAGUCUUUGGCAGUACAAGAUUUCAACGAUCGGUGCCUACAUAGGUGCACAAAUACUAUUGUUCAUUAUAACAAUAUUUAUGAGUCAUUUUACUGUUGGCAAAUCAAGAUAUCUUAUUUUCUAUCCAAAUUAUUCACUGGCAGCUAUCACAUUGUAUACCGUAUUCCUUUCAAAUUUAACAAUCAAUACUAAUAUAUUAAACGUCGACAAUAAGACUGUAAAUUGUACUAUCCAGUUUAAAUUACCGAAAAAUUUCAUUAGUGUUUAA